GCGGGCGCAGGCUAGCCUCGCAGCACCGCGCAGCCUCGCCAGUGUCGCUCGGCCAGGGCAGGGAUGCGGGCACAGAGCAGUGCCGCCCCCAACAACGAGCAGUGUCACAGUGACGGCGACGUGACGGCCAUGCUGCAGUGAGCUGCCCGUCGCGCGACUGGACUGACAUCGCCUCGGACCGCGUGACGAACCUCGUGACAACCUUCGUCACCACCGCGCCGCCGUCGCCACCAGCCCGCAACAUGGGGGACGCAUCACCAGACAAGAACUUCAAGAAAAAGCUGAUCGACAAUGUCAAGAAAGAGGUCAAGCAGAUCAUGGAGGAGGCCGUCACCAAGAAGUUCGUGCACGAGGACAGCAGCUCCGUCACGUCGCUGUGUGCCGCCGUGGAGGCGUGCCUGAGCCAGGGGCUGCGCCGGAGAGCCCUCGGCUUGUUCAAGACUUCUUCGACGACGGCGCUGCUGCAUAAAGUUGCCAAGAACUUCGCGCCGGCCGAGGUCGUGUCCCGGCGCGUGCAGGAGAUCGAAAACUCGGACCCCACUCGGACGAACGCCAACGGCCGCAAGCCGCGCUCCUCCUCGAGCGGCGACUCCACCAGCAGGCCCGCCAAGCCGCCCCUGCAGAAGAAGAACUCCUCCGGGGCCGUGCUCGCCUCGCCGCGCUACCUGUGGAUCCGCCUGGCCCUCUUCGAGAAGCACCUGGCCAAGAUCAUCGACCACCUGGUGCAGAACAGCACCAAAUACUACGAGAAGGACUCGCUAGUGGCGGACCCGGACUAUGGCUCCAUCCUCAGCUCGCUCUUGGUGGGGCCGUGCGCCCUGGACUUCUCCCGCACCAAGACCCAGGACCACUACUGGACGGACCCGCCCGCCGACGAGCUGGUGCAGCGACAUCGCAUCUCCAGCGGCCACAACACCCCGCCGGCGGGAAGGCGGCCCGCGCUCCACUUCCGCCGCUCCAUGCACGGCGUCAGCUCGGAGGAGAGCCUGCGGCAGGCGCCCAAGGACUACGUGGAGUCCCUGCACCAGAACAACCGGGCCACACUGCUGUAUGGCAAGAACAACGUGCUCGUCAUGCCGCAGAAGGACAUGCCGGAGCCCAUGCCCGGCUACCUGUCGCUGCACCAGACGUUCCACUCGCUGACCAUCAAGUGGACGCCCAACCAGCUCAUGAACGGCUACUCGGAGGCCGAGGACAAGGACAAAAGUAUCUACUGGGACUACGCCAUGAACGUCAAGGUGGAUGAGAUCGUCUACGUGCACUGCCACCAGCAGGGCGACAACGGCGGCACGGUGGUGCUGGUGGGGCAGGACGGCGUGCAGCGCCCGCCCAUCCACUUCCCCAAGGGCGGCCACCUGCUGGCCUUCUUGUCGUGCCUCGAGACGGGGCUGCUGCCGCGGGGGCAGCUGGACCCGCCGCUGUGGUCGCAGCGCGGCAAGGUCGCAGAGUUGAGGGAGGAGCAGGAGGAGCGGGAGAGAGAGGGCAAAGUGUUCCCGAAGCUGCACCGCCGCGGCCGCAACCAGCCCACCACGCGGCUGGAGGACUCGGACGAGUCCACCGACUACGUGUUCCGCAUCGUGAGCAAGAGCAGCCACGAGGACUUCCUGGCGGGGCAGGACUUGCUAGAGCCGCGGUCCUGGACUGACGCGGUGGGCCAGGCGCUGGGGCAGGGCGCGUCGCAGGCGCGCGGCCGCGUGCGCGCCGCCCUGGCGUCCACCUCCACGGCCUCGUCCACGUCCUCGUCCAAGUCGCUGUCCCUGGAGCCGGGCGGCGUGAUCCUCGCCGCGUCGCAGGGCUCGCAGGGGUCGCAGGCGAGCCAGGACCUGCCGCACGCCCCCAAGCUGACGACCGGCGACUCGAUCCAGCUCGUGUGCGACACCAUGAAGAGGCAGCUCAUCUCGCGCGCCUUCUACGGCUGGCUGGCCUACUGCCGCCACCUGCGCACCGUGCGCACGCACUUGUCCGGCCUCGUGGCCACCGCCAUCGUGUCCCCCGACGAGCCGUGCGACGCGCGCGCCGGCGUCACCAAGGAGCGCUGGGCCGAGCUGGGCUGCCGGGAGGAACUGUUCCGGCUGGCCUACUUCGGCGGCGUGUGCCACGACAUACGGAAGCAGGUGUGGCCCUACCUGCUCGGCCACUACGUGUUCGGCUCGACGGCCGAGGACCGGCGCGCGCUAGACGCCACCACGCGGCAGAACUACGAGACCACCAUGUCGGAGUGGCUGGCCGUGGAGGCGAUCGUGCGGCAGCGCGACAAGGAGACCAUGGCGGCCAACCUGGCCAAGCUGAGCUCGGAGAGCACCUCCGGGGAGGCGCCUCCGCCCACGCCCAACCUGCAGCACGACCUCAGCAACGACGUGUUCGAGGACAACGUCAGCCUCUCCGACGACGACAACGACCCCGUGGUGGUGGACGGCGAGGACGGUGCGGAACAGAACGACACUUCCGACGCCCCCGAAGCAGUGUCCACGGCAGCGGCGGCGGCGGCCACCGUCGCGGUGGCGCCGACCGGGGCGGAGAUGACGUCGGCGGCGGCCGUGGUGGCUGCGGCUGGGGCGGCUGCCGCGACCACGACUGCCACGGCUGCUGCAGUGGCGGCCGAGGCACCGACUGCUGGCGUGGUGGAGGGAGAGACAGCUGCUGUGCAGAACGGCGAGGUCGAGGAGGCCGAGGCGGAGACUGUCCCGGAGGCGCAGGCAGAGACGGCGGCGCCGGAACCAGAAGCGGAGCCGGACGCGACCGAACCGGGCGAGGCGAAGCAGAAUGGAGCGGAGGAGCCGGCCGAAGGGGUGCCGGAGACCGAGGCUGAGAAGGCUGAGCAGGCUGACCAGGGGGAGGAGCUGACGGAAGCCGCCAACCUGGCCGCGGAAGCGCGUGACUCUGCCGAGGCGCCGCUCAAGAACAACUACGCCGCCGCCAACGCCAAGAUCGUCAUGACCAAGCCGUCCGUGGACGCCGUGCCCGAGACAGAGAAGCCCGAGGACUCGGCCAACAAGCUGGCCGGCACGAGCCAGGGCCAGGGCAACCGCUCCAACUGCGUGUCGCCCGCCUCCAGCCAGGGCGGCGUCUACUCGACCGAGCUGCUGGAGACGUUCGGGCUCAACGUGCACCGCAUCGACAAGGACGUGCAGCGCUGCGACAGGAACUACUGGUACUUCACGGUGGACAACCUGGAGAAGCUGCGAAACGUCAUGUGCACGUACGUGUGGGAGCACCUGGACAUCGGCUACAUGCAGGGCAUGUGCGACUUGGUGGCUCCGCUGCUGGUCAUCCUGGACGACGAGUCCUCCACGUACGCCUGCUUCUGUCGGCUCAUGGACCGCAUGGGUGCCAACUUCCCCAACGGCGGUGCCAUGGAUACUCACUUUGCCAACAUGAGGUCCCUGAUCCAAAUCCUGGACUCGGAGAUGUUCGAGCUGAUGCACCAGAACGGCGACUACACGCACUUCUACUUCUGCUACCGCUGGUUCCUGCUGGACUUCAAGAGGGAGCUGCUGUACGACGACGUGUUCAGCACCUGGGAGACCAUCUGGGCCGCGCAGCAUGUCGCCUCGUCCAACUUCGUGCUCUUCAUCGCGCUGGCGCUCGUGCAGACCUACCGCGACAUCAUCCUGUCCAACUCGAUGGACUUCACGGACAUCAUCAAGUUCUUCAACGAGAUGGCCGAGCGGCACGACGCCAAGGCGGUGCUCGCGCUGGCGCGGGACCUGGUGCUGCAGCUGCAGACGCUCAUCGAGAACAAGUGAAGGCGUGUCUGCGCCCUGACCUCCGUCACCUCCGUCGCGUCGACCCGUCUACUGCGGUGGCUGUAGCCUCGUCCCUUCGUGCUGCAGCUGUUGUCCUCCUUCCUUUUAACUUGUUAAAAAGUGUUUGUUUUUCGUUUCUUUUAAAAUAACGUUUGCUGAGGAAAAUUAUGAAGGCUACAUGUCUGUGUGGGACAUAUGCUUUGAGACCUCUGCUGGCAGAAGUUUCUCAAGAAGCAUUGUAAAACUUCCUGUGUUUUGAACAAGCCCCUCUUUGGCGCAGGAUGGCUUAUUUUGUGAGGGUGGUGGCUUUCUAAGUGCGUGCAUUAAAGGUAUAUUUCUUUAUGUAUUUUUUUAAACGCCCCAUUUGAUGAAGUUCGAAAAUCCCAUUAAUACAUGGUAAACUGAAACUGAAAUUCGGUUGAUUGGUAGAGUUUACUUAGUCAUAUUUGACUUUCUCAUCAUUAUCUUAGCUAUGCAUUCAUUGGCCUGACUUAGCAGCCUCACUGCAUUUCUGAGAAAUCCCCAACGUAUCUGUGUUCCUGAUUGUGUUUUAAGCAGGUUAAGAUGUUGAUUUAUCCUUUAGCCGGCUCACUUCUUAUGUGUGUCAAAAUCUCUUUGAAAAAUAUUUUAUUUUUUUGCUUGGACAUUUGCUUGUGGUCAACGGUGUUCUGCGUUGACCAUUCACUGCUCCAUUUGAUUAAAUUAUUUUUGAUACCAAACUACCUAUUUUUAGUUCACUUUUAAUUUGUGUGUUGCUGUCUUCUCCGUUGUUGUUUUUGUUUUUUUGACAAAGUUGUCUGUUGUUGUUAUGUUGUGCUAGAUGUAUAUUGAUCAGUGCACCGCAGUAAUGAUGUAAGAUUGUUAUCCUUUCUCAGUAAUUUAAGGAAAAGAUAUUGCUAGAAAUAUAAAAAAGUAUAUUUCUUUGAACUAUUAUUGAACUAUUAUAAGAGUUAAUGAAAUAUUAUUUUUUACAAUGAUGUUAAAGCAUUUUGUUUCACUGGAAGUGUUAAGUAUAUUAAGGUAGCUACCCCUUGUUAAACUUCUUUAUUUUUUGACUCGAUUUGAUGUUUGUAUGCCAAAAUAGUCAAUUAGAGAAUUAUUUUCUAAGGAAAUACUGUGAUUGUGUAAAUAAUUUGUAAUGCUAUUGGCAUGCAUUUAUGAAGUAAUUGGAUGGUCAAACCAAUUGCUGUGGAUUUCGUGCAGAGACUUAUUUUCUCGGUUGUGUGUUACAUUAUUUUUUCAUUAUUUUUUUUGCUUUGGGUGCCAAUAAGUGUACAAAUAGAUAAGCUGAUUUUAACAUACCUUUGAAGUAUUUCCUUAUCAAUUUUGGCGGCUGGCCGCUAGGUGGCUACAUAGAAUAUCAUCAUUCACUUUCCAUCAGAAUGUGGGCUGCUCUGCAUUGUCCAAAAAACUUUAAACUUAAAAUUCUUUUUCUCUCUGAAGUAGUUCCUGGCCAAAGCCGACUUUUUUGGGGGCGUGCCAUUCACUUUUACUCUAAUGGAAAUAAUUACCGCACAAGUACCUUAUGUAAAUAAUAUGUACUCAGUAUGGUGCAUACUUACUUUAUUCUUCUAUUCUCCCAGUGUAUACUGUUGCUAUUUAUUCAGCUGCUUUCUUGUCUAUAGUUAAUGUAAGCCAUUGUUGGGUCAUAAUGAUCUUUUUAUAUGACUGAAAUACGAAAUUCGCAUUGGUUAAUUGCUGCACAUAGUCCCGCCCCCGCCCCAUACUUCUCAUGAUGUUACAAUUUGACCUGAACGAUUUCUUUACUAUCUUCGUUCUCUUUAUCUUCAUGUAUCAUAUGUCCGCCACUUUUUUUCAAUACCGAUAGUGGACAUUUUGUGAAAAACAGCCAUGCUGGUACAACAUUUGUGACAAUCGGGAUGUCUUGGGAACGAGCAAGUACAACGUAUGUGUGCACAAUGUUCCACUUCUCUAAAGACUAAUAAAUCAUAUCUUGUUAUUUUGUA
Messenger RNA from Thrips palmi, 5713 nucleotides. RefSeq names its product small G protein signaling modulator 2-like. NCBI's taxonomy places the organism in Eukaryota, Metazoa, Arthropoda, Insecta, Thysanoptera, Thripidae. The transcript is spliced from 25 exons. Gene Ontology annotation, biological process: activation of GTPase activity. The record is from RefSeq and is a predicted model, not a curated record. The coding region runs from base 243 to 3746 and encodes 1167 amino acids. Gene Ontology annotation, molecular function: GTPase activator activity.